Messenger RNA from Auanema sp. JU1783, 1428 nucleotides. The record is from the annotation of a GenBank genome assembly. Lineage: Eukaryota; Metazoa; Nematoda; Chromadorea; Rhabditida; Rhabditidae.
AUGGCUUCCCCAUUGGUCCACUUGGGAAGGCAGAUUGGAUCAGCAACUUCUCGUGUUGCUGUUCGUGGUGCUGCUACGGCUGCUCCACAAGCUGCUGCCAAGCAGGAGAAGACUUCAUAUGGAGGGUUGAAAGAUUCCGACCGUAUUUUCACCAACUUGUAUGGACGUCAUGACUACAGAAUCAAGGGAGCAAUCGCUAGAGGAGACUGGUAUAAAACUAAAGAGAUUAUUUUGAAAGGGUCUGAUUGGAUUCUUGGAGAACUCAGAACUUCUGGUCUUCGUGGACGUGGAGGUGCCGGUUUCCCAUCAGGUAUGAAAUGGGGUUUCAUGAAUAAACCUUUUGACGGAAGACCUAAGUAUUUGGUUGUAAAUGCUGACGAAGGAGAGCCAGGAACUUGCAAAGAUCGUGAAAUUAUGCGCCAUGAUCCUCACAAGCUCAUCGAAGGUUGUCUGAUUGGAGGAGUUGCCAUGGGCGCUCGUGCUGCUUACAUUUAUAUCAGAGGAGAGUUUUACAACGAAGCAGCUAUUCUUCAAGAAGCCAUCAACGAAGCUUACAAGGCUGGAUAUUUGGGUAAGAACUGCCUUGGUACAGGAUACAAUUUUGAUGUCUUUGUUCAUCGUGGAGCCGGUGCUUAUAUUUGUGGUGAAGAGACUGCUCUUAUUGAGUCCUUAGAAGGAAAGCAAGGAAAGCCAAGACUGAAGCCUCCUUUCCCUGCUGAUAUUGGUCUUUUUGGAUGUCCUACAACAGUUACAAAUGUCGAAACUGUUGCUGUUGCCCCCUCUAUCUGUCGUAGAGGAGGAGAGUGGUUCGCUUCCUUUGGUCGUGAAAGAAAUCGUGGAACAAAGCUUUUCUGUAUUUCUGGACACGUCAACACUCCAUGCACAGUUGAGGAAGAGAUGUCUAUCCCUCUCAAGGAGCUUAUCGAGCGUCACUGCGGAGGAGUGAUUGGUGGAUGGGACAACCUUCUAGCCAUUAUCCCCGGAGGAUCUUCUGUACCACUUCUGCCUAAGCACAUCUGCGAUGACGUGUUGAUGGAUUUUGAUGCUUUAGUAGCUGCUCAAUCUGGUCUUGGAACUGCGGCUGUAAUCGUAAUGAACAAGCAAGUUGAUGUUGUUAAGUGCAUCGCAAGACUGUCACUUUUCUACAAACACGAGUCUUGUGGACAGUGUACUCCUUGUCGUGAAGGAUGUAAUUGGCUCAACAAGAUGAUGUGGCGUUUCGUCGACGGAAAAGCUAAGCCAAGCGAAAUUGAUAUGUUGUGGGAAUUAUCUAAGCAGAUCGAAGGUCACACUAUUUGUGCUCUUGGAGAUGCUGCCGCUUGGCCUGUCCAGGGAUUAAUCAGACAUUUCCGACCAGAACUAGAGGCAAGAAUGGCUGAGUUCCACAAACAAGUUUUAGCUGAGCAAGGAGUCAAGUCUCAAGCUUAA